Molecule: messenger RNA, 1564 nt
Organism: Vanrija pseudolonga
Lineage: Eukaryota; Fungi; Basidiomycota; Tremellomycetes; Trichosporonales; Trichosporonaceae
Exons: 3
Coding region: 262-1272 (336 amino acids)
Biological process (GO): nucleotide transport; transmembrane transport
Molecular function (GO): transmembrane transporter activity
Source: RefSeq, a predicted model, not a curated record
AAUCAACUCCCCUCCUCAUCCUCAUCCUCCUCUUGCUCACUACAUCUAGCGCAUACACAUAGACGACGACGACGACAACGACAGCGACGAGACGGUAGCUUGACCCCGACGCGUACUCCCCAACUUCCGCCCCAGUGACGACACACUGCGCACGGCUCCGCUUCCCUCACGCAGACGCAAGCGCGCAGCACCGCACCGCCCCGACGCGACAUAACAGCAAGUCAUUGUCCACACAUCCUUGCCACCAUCACCCACAUUACGAUGCUCUUUGCGCGCGCACCAGAAAAGGAUCCCCUCGGCGACCUCGACAAGAUGGGCUUCUUCUCAAAGUUCUUCAUCUCGGUCCUGGCCAUCAUCAUCAUGUCGAUGAGCGCGGCGGUUUCGAUUGCGGCGUUUAUGCCCUUCCUAGGAGCGCUAGUAAGGCUGCGAGCAAAUUACAACCCCAAGGCGGUUGGCUUUGCGGGUACAGAGAACACUGUCGGCCCGCGCCUUACCGGCCUGUGGGGCACGCUGAAGCGCACAAAACGUCUUGAGGGCUGGUAUGGCCUGUACAAGGGCGCAUUCGCGUCCUUUGCCCACGUCGUGCUCAUCUCGGCGUUCACAAUCAUCUUCAUCGGCGCGGCGGGCUACAAGAAUGUGGCUGAGCGCAAGGCCUCGUUCGGUCUGUUCCUCUUGCCAUUCGUCACGGCGGCAAUCGCCCUCCCCAUGGCCAUCCUUGAGAACCGUGCCAUCAUCACGCCGUACCGCCUGCCCAACGACCUGCGCGGCUCGCUCGACAUCCUGCUCUCCAACCACGAGCGUGCGCGCCCGCUCAGCCUGUACGCUACGCCCGGCCUCCUCCCUGCCGUGUUCAUUCGCGGCCUGCUGCACCUCCUCGUGGUGCGCGGGCUGCACGCUGCCAUUCUCGGCGGCCAGAAGAUUGGCCAGGCGGCAGCUUGGCGUACGAUUCUGUACGUCUUGUUCCUCGCCAUCUCGACGCUUUGGAUCACGCCGCUCGACGUCAUCAUCACCAAACUUUCGGUUCAACCAAACCUUGGCGGUGAAGUGGCUGUUUCAUCAGCCGAAGAGAUUGAUGAGGCCACUCCCGAGGGUUUGCGGUUUGCCGGCACGGAUGAGGAUGUGAUCGGCUUACGGCCGACAACGGAGGCCUACACGUCGCUUGUGGACGCUGCCCACAAGAUCAACGACGAAGAGGGCUGGCAGACGUUCUACCGCGGUUGGUGGUGGACGGCCCUUGCGGCCGUAGUGCCCUUCCUGGCCACUGGCCACUAGUAGAGACGGUGACGAGACGAGCUAGAUCUGAUCUGGACAGAGAGCCAGACAGACAGGUGUUGAGUUAGUUGGUGGGCACAUAUCCACGCAGCCACAGCCACAGCCUGGCCCACAUUGUUUAUCACUCGCCAUGCUGCGUAGAUGCAUCCGAAACAAGUAUACAACCCCUUUGUCGUGGCCAACGAAGACAGCCUGUGUCGGCGUAGUGGGCACGCAGGUCGAGGUGGGCGAGGAGUUUAAGCGGAGGUGGGCGCGGCAGAGCGGAGCGGCAGCGGCGGCAUGACGCUAGCAG